This is a messenger RNA of Quercus lobata, 1577 nucleotides long. It is a transcript of the gene QPT, whose product is annotated as quinolinate phoshoribosyltransferase. The coding region runs from base 290 to 1357 and encodes 355 amino acids. The record is from RefSeq and is a predicted model, not a curated record. The transcript is spliced from 11 exons. Gene Ontology annotation, cellular component: cytoplasm. Gene Ontology annotation, molecular function: nicotinate-nucleotide diphosphorylase (carboxylating) activity. Lineage: Eukaryota; Viridiplantae; Streptophyta; Magnoliopsida; Fagales; Fagaceae. Gene Ontology annotation, biological process: NAD+ biosynthetic process; quinolinate catabolic process.
CUCUCCCAUUGCUGUUUUUUUUUUUAAGGUUUUUGCUUCAGACUCUAUAUAUAAUCAGUUAGGCCUCGCACUCACAAAACGUUCACUAUCUGAUUUCCAAUCAGGAAAUGGGCUUCACCUUGACUUUGUUGAAUAAGAGACAAGCUGUUAGUCUAAUCUUUUCUUGAAAUUUUCUCAUCACUUAAAAGAACAUGAGUGGCGUUGUGUAAUCGAAGAUGCUUGACGAAUAGAAUAAAAGAGCUGAGCAAAACACUGCAUACUUCUUAAGAGCGUCAAAAACAAACAAUUAAUGGCUCGGAUUCUGUCUGUUUCUCCAAUAGUUGUGCCUUGCUUAUUUACAACAUCAAGCCAUUGCAGACGGAUUGUUAGGGUGGCUGUGACUGCCAGAAAUCCCAGCAUAUCAUUUGAAUCCAUGGCUUUGAAGCCUCCAUUGCACCCUACCUAUGAUUUGAAGGGAAUCAUCAACUUAGCCCUUGCUGAAGAUGCCGGGGGUCAAGGGGAUGUGACAAGUAUGGCCACCAUUCCUGUUGACAUGGAAGUGGAAGCUAAUUUCUUGGCAAAGGAAGAUGGUAUUAUUGCUGGAAUUGCACUUGCAGAGAUGGUAUUUCGUGAGGUUGAUCCUUCUUUGAAGGUGGAGUGGUCUCAAAAAGAUGGAGAUUGUGUUCAUAAAGGACUGCAGUUUGGAAAAGUUUACGGACGGGCACACAACAUUGUUGUAGCUGAAAGAGUAGCACUAAAUUUUAUGCAGAGGAUGAGUGGAAUAGCAACUCUAACAAAGGAAAUGGCAGAUGCUGCAUACCCUGCAUGUAUUUUAGAGACGAGGAAAACUGCUCCAGGUUUACGUUUGGUGGAUAAGUGGGCGGUACUGAUUGGUGGAGGGAGGAACCAUAGAAUGGGUUUAUUUGAUAUGGUAUUGAUAAAAGAUAAUCACAUAUCAAUAGCUGGAGGCAUCACAAAUGCUGUUAAAUCUGUUGACUUGUAUUUAGAGCAGAAGAACCUUAAAAUGGAAGUUGAGGUUGAAACUAGGACACUUGAGGAAGUACAUGAGGUGUUACAUUAUGCAGCUCAAACAAAGACUUCCUUGACUCGGAUAAUGUUGGAUAACAUGGUUGUGCCACUACCAAAUGGAGAUGUAGAUGUAUCUAUGCUUAAAGAAGCUGUGAAUUUGAUUAAUGGGAAAUAUGAGACUGAGGCAUCAGGCAAUGUUACUCUUGAAACAAUACACAAAAUUGGACAAACUGGAGUGACCUAUAUUUCCAGCGGUGCAUUAACACAUUCUGUAAAAGCACUUGACAUCUCCCUCAAGAUUGAUACAGAGUUGGCCCUUUUAGUUGGUAGACGGACAAAUCGAGCUUGACUGUCCUUCAUAUCACUCUUUUUUUUUUUUCUUUUUUCUUUUUGGGGUCCUUUUGUUAAUGUAUUCAGUUUCCUGCUGGUAACCUUAAUCAUUUUGUCUUGCUAACACCAGAUCACUUCAUCCUUUUUGUGCAUUGGACACGAAAUGUGGUAUGUAUAGACUACACAUCAUGCUAAGCAUACAUAUCAAUAAAAAUGUGAACUUGAUUUUUGUAAGACAA